GGACCGCGUGUCAUCACCAGAUUUUCAUUUCGUAUGAAGACUAAACUCUGGUAACUGGAAGCAUGAAAAAAAUAGUAGCAGAAGCAGCAGUUACCGAAACUAAAACUAACCGAACAAUCUGCUGCUAAUUCUUGUAAACUGGUGAAAUGGAAAACGAAUCAUUGAAUCCUGAUAACGUACGAGCGGACUUCAUUAAAGUCCUUUGUAGCAGACGAUCCGCCAAAGUUCCGUUAUCAGUUGAAGAAGGAAAACCUGUCGUGAAUCCUUUAUAUCAGGGUCAUGGACCUCCGCCUCCAACCGAGGCGAUGGAGCAUUGUCCCAAGGCAGAGUUGAAGGAUUUUAAAAGUUUACUUGAAGAGGAGGAUCUUUAUUUGAUUACUGAGGCUGGAGAUCAAGGGCGUCUGCCUAUGCUGAUUCUUAGCUUGAAAGAGAGACAUUACAAAAGGCCUGCUGUAGUUUUCUUGCAUGGCACACAUUUAACCAAAGAAUGGCUUCGUCCUAUGCUUGAGGCCUAUGCUUCACGCGGAUACGUGGCCAUUUCAAUUGACUGUCGCCACCAUGGUGAACGUGCAAGUAGUAAAACCACUUACCAAAAAGCCCUUGUAUCGGCAUGGAAGAAUGGUGACACAAUGCCUUUCUUAUUUGACACGGUUUGGGACUUGAUAAAACUGGCAGAUUAUCUCACAGAGAGACAAGAUAUUGACUCCACCAGGAUAGGAAUUACCGGCAUAUCACUAGGAGGAAUGCUUUCAUGGCUUGCUGCUGUUGCUGAUACCAGAUAUGCAGUGACUGUCCCUAUAUUAGGUGUGCAGGGAUUCCGUUGGGCCAUAGACAAUGAUGAGUGGGGAAGCCGGGUUGACACUAUAAGGCCUGUAUUUGAAGAAGCACAAAAAGAUUUAGGGAAGAACACAGUUGACAAAGAAGUGGUGGAGAAGGUGUGGGAUAGGAUUGCUCCAGGUCUGGCCUCUAAGUUUGAUUUACCUAACACAAUUUCCGCCAUUGCUCCACGUCCACUGCUUAUUCUUAAUGGUGCAGAAGAUCCGUAUUGCCCGAUCGCGGGUUUAGAAAUUCCUAAAGAAAGAGCACAGAUGGCUUAUGAAGAAUCCCAUAGCCAGGAUAAAUUCAAGCUAGUAGCGGAACCUGGGAUUGCGCAUCUUACGACACCAUUCAUGGUGAAAGAAGCGGCUGAUUGGUUCGACAAGUUCCUCAAGUGAUGUUAUUUUUUAUGUAUAUUGCCAGUAAUGUAAGAGCUCUUGCUUAGAAUGUCCCAAGGGGAAUGUAAAUAAGUGCACAUUUUAUAGUUCUCUUAAUAAUGCAUUACUCGUCUUAGCAUAUAAUGAGAGGUAUUUACAGCCUCUUUUAGAGCAGUUUAUGAUCACAUUGUGUUGAUACUUGGUGGCCGGUGGCCCGGUAACAGUAUCCAGGCCACGCCUCGCGCUAUUUGUACGUUGUGGAGAUUAUAAAUGUAUUACACUUUUUGCA
Messenger RNA from Mercurialis annua (annual mercury), 1482 nucleotides. RefSeq lists its product as uncharacterized. The record is from RefSeq and is a predicted model, not a curated record. Bases 147 to 1214 code for a protein of 355 amino acids. The transcript is spliced from 13 exons. Lineage: Eukaryota; Viridiplantae; Streptophyta; Magnoliopsida; Malpighiales; Euphorbiaceae.